AUGGAACCUAUCGAAUCUGAAGUCUUGCAAGAAGUAAAAAGAAAGAAAAAGAGAAAAAUCGAAAAGGUUGAAGAGGAAGAAGAACAAAAAAAUAGCGAAAAUGAAGAAAAAGAAGACGAGAAAGAAACUGAGGAAAUCGCUAACUUUUUUAGCAAAAAGAAAUUUUCAGAUCUGGAUAUAUGUGAUGAGCUCAAGCAAUCAAUUGGAGAAAUGGGGUUUAAUAAACUUACUCUUAUCCAAGAAAAAGGGAUUCCUCCAGCGCUAAAAGGUCACGACAUUUUGGCUGCAUCAAAAACCGGAUCUGGAAAAACCCUUUCAUUCCUAAUUCCAACCAUAAAUCUGAUGCACAAAGCUGGCUUCAGAAGAGAACAAGGCUCAGCAAUCAUCAUUAUUUCUCCUACAAGGGAAUUAAGCCUUCAAAUUUAUCAAGUUGCAAAAGAACUUUUAUCUCAUAUGAGCCACACACAUGGUCUAAUAAUGGGAGGCACAAGCCAAUCUCAUGAAGCUAAAAAACUAGAAAAACAUGUAAAUGUUUUGGUUGCAACCCCUGGCAGGCUGCUUGAUCACCUUCUAAAUACUCCUGGCUUUGUCUAUCAAAACUUAAUGACACUAGUAAUUGACGAGGCUGACCAAAUCUUAAAGCAAGGUUUUGAAGAACAAAUGAACCAAAUUUUAUCACUUCUCCCAUCAGAACGACAAACCCUUUUAUACUCAGCUACACAAACCAAAAAACUUGACGACCUUAUCAGAGUCUCCUUAAAGAGUCCAGUCCUAGUUGGCCUUGAUGAAGAACAAAUGGUCGCAACAGUAAGCACAUUGGAGCAAGGCUACACUGUUGUUCCGCCUGACAGAAAAUUUAGCUUGCUUUUCACAUUCCUCAAAAAGAACCAUGACAAAAAAAUCAUGGUGUUUUUCAGCUCGUGCAAUUCUGUGAAGUUUCAUUACGAUUUAUUGAAUUAUGUCGAUAUUACAGUAAUGCAUAUCCAUGGGAAGCAAAAGCAGCAAAAAAGAACUACAGCGUACUUUGAGUUUUGCAAAGCAGAAAACGCAAUACUUCUGUGUACUGAUGUAGCUGCUAGAGGAUUAGAUAUACCAGCUGUAGACUGGAUCAUUCAAUAUGAUCCUCCAGAUAUUCCUGAAGAGUAUAUUCAUAGAGUUGGCAGGACUGCAAGAGUUCAGAGACAAGGGAAAGCAUUGCUUUUCUUACUGCCUCAAGAGCUUGGGUUCCUCAGAUACCUGAAAAAAGCAAAAGUCCCACUUAAUGAGUUUGAGUUUGCAGAAAACAAAUUGGCAAAUAUCCAACCACAAUUUGAAAGAUUAAUUGAGAAAAAUUAUUAUCUGCAUAAAGCAGCAAGAGAAGCUUAUAGAUCUUACCUAAAAGCUUAUGAGUCGCAUCAUCAAAAAGACAUAUUUGACGUCUCUCAGCUUGAUUUACCAAAAGUAGCACGAUCUUUUGGUUUAACCACUCCGCCGAUGGUCAAUUUGAACGUCAAAAUCCAAGGAAGCAAAUCCAGAAACACAAAUUUGGAGAAAAAAUUCUACAAGAAGACUGGACACACAUUCAGCAAUAAAAAUCCAGAAGGAGUCCGCCAUGGUGGAGACACAAGACAAUUCAGUCGAUAA
Messenger RNA from Blepharisma stoltei, 1623 nucleotides. Lineage: Eukaryota; Ciliophora; Heterotrichea; Heterotrichida; Blepharismidae. The record is from the annotation of a GenBank genome assembly.